AUGACUAACUCUGUAACCAACCAUUCUUUCUCAAACAACACCUCACACAACAACAACAACAACAACAACACCUCAAGAACACAACAACGCCCUGAAGAACCAUCUUUAACGGUUCAUGAGCCCUCCAUAGCGACCAUCAUGAAAAGAAAACAAUUAAGGGAACAUAAUACGUUAAAAACAUCUUUACAGCUCUCGCCAUCCUCAACGAGAAGUGGUUUGCCCAUGAACACUUCCAACGAUUAUCAUCCUCCUCAGCACUCUCUCCAACACAAUCCGAACAUGGGCAUCCUUGCCUCUCCAAUUGCUCCUCCUAAAAACACUUUUCUUGCUGAUGACGAUAUGCUCUUAUUAGACUUUCAUGAAGACGAAGGUGAACUUCAUCAUGAAUCAAAAGCCUUUGAGGAAGAACCUUCUCAUGAUAUUUACAGGGAAUUUAAAAAUGUGGUCAAGCAGUUGGAUCGACAUCAGUCCAACAAUGGGCCUCGACGUCAACCACAUUCUGAGUCCAACGAUCAUCAAACCCUUCAUCACCAAACAACAACAAUAGAUCAUCUUUCACCAUCCGCUCAGGAAUCAAACAAAGACCUCCGAGAUGACAAUCCAAUCCCUGAAACAAGGUUGAAUUCAAUUGACAAUUUUACUACUGGAAACAUUUCAAUCAAUGAAACAAACACCACACUGAAUAUGGUGUCAAAUGAUCAAACGUUGAAUUAUGGUGAUGAACAUUCUGUUGCAAAUUCUAACCUUGACAAUUGUAAUAUUAUUCAACAACCUGUACCAUCAAGAGCAAUAGGAUAUUCGAACACUUCUCUCAAUUCACUUCUUUCAUUUAAAUGUAAAGAAUUGUAUUUGUUGAAUAAUGAAUUGUCAAGUCGAUUAUUACAAACACAAUAUGAAAAUGAUGAAGUGAAAUAUCAAAUGAACAAGUUAAAGAAUUUAUUUGGACCACUCAAUCGAAGAGUGAAAAAGGAAUUAGAAAUUAUUUAUUUUGGAACAUUGAAAAGAUUAAAAGAUGAAUGUGACUCACUUAGGACUAUUAUAACAUUGACGAGGGAAAAUCAAGAAAAACAAAUGAAUGAUUUUCUUUCAAUUAUCAUGUCCUCUCAUUACUACUCAUCCAUGAAGAAUUCAUUACAAGCUUCUUCUCGUGAAGAAUUUCAAGAACAUGAUGGUUCAAAUUUGAAUGUUAGAGAUUUGACCAUAUCUCAAUUGAAAGAAGAAAUUGAGAAAUUAAGAGCACUACAUGAUCAAGAACGUGAGCAAGUUCAUUCACAAUAUAAAUCUCAAUUACAUGACAAGAAUGAACAAAUCAUGAAACUAACCAGUGAACUUCAGUUAAAGCAAGUGCAACUAUUGGACCUUUCAAAACAAUUAGAAAUUCAGAAAUUGUCAUCUCAAGAUGGUGCUACUACUUUAAUUCAUGAGAAAUACAAUAAGGAAAUGAUGGAUCUUGUAUCUUCUCUGAAAUCUCAAUUACAACAAAAGAAUAAUCUCUUAGAAGAAGUUAAUCACAAUUUGAAAUCCAGAGAAAAUGAAAUCAAAGAAUUGACUUCUAAAAAUCAGAAUCUAAUCUCAGAAUUGAAAAAUAAUGAACAACAAUUUCAAUUAUUUGUAGAAAUGAGCAAACAAAAGAUGAAUGAGAUCAAACAAGAACAUUUAAAUUCAUUGAAUUUAAUUGAAUCCUCUCAUUUAGAAGAAAUUGAAUAUGUCAAAAGAUUGGGUGAAGAAACAAUGAAUAUGGAAAUGAAUGCAUUGAAAUCUCAAUAUGAAACAAAAUUAAAAAAUUUAGCAGAAAAUCAUUCUCAACAAAUCGAACAGUUGAAGGUUCAACAAGAGAAUCUGAUUGAAGAUUUAAAGAAGCAACAUUUGAAUGAAAUGGAGAAUAUUUCAAAACGCCAAAUGAAUGAAAUUCAAGAACAUGAGCAAUUAUUGACCAUUCCUAACAUGAAAGAGGUUACAACAUUCUCACCACCAAACACUCAACAAGAGUCUCGAAAUAUAUUACAUCUUCACGCACUUUCACCACACACUCAAAGUGAAGAUUUAUUGAAUCUAUUGAGAGAAGACUAUGAAUCGCAAAUCAUUCAACUAAAGAAAGACUAUCAAAAAGAACAUGAAUUAGAAAUGCAAUCUCUUAUUAGUGAAUAUGAAAAGAAGAUUCAAAGUAUUGCACAAGAGGGUGAUACCAUUCUCAACAAGACACAUCAACAAUAUAACAAGGAAAUGAAUGAUCUAAAAACAUUAUUUGUUAUGAAACAUGAACACUUGAAACAUCGAUUAAGAGAUUGUGUCUCAACAUGGAAGAAUCUUAUCAAUAAUGAGGACAAUAAGGAUGAAAAAAACAGAAUGAGCGACACUACUACCACUUCUACUACUACUGGUAUUGAUAUUGGUAAUACUAGUUCCUCAACAAAUACUACUAGUCCUAUUGCCACCAAUGACAAUACAACCUCCAUCAAAAACAACACCACCACUGCAUCCUCAACCACAAUAAUCGAUUCAUUCCAUUUCAAUACUACUACUACAACGCUUGAUCAUCAAAACACAAGUAUCACUACAGUACUCGAACAAGAAACCUUAACAUUGGAAAAGAUUAUUUCAAAUCUAUUCAAUUCUUUCAUUCAUGAUCUCUCACAUUUGAAAGCUCAUCAUUUAAGAAGUAUUGAAGAGAAAAAUAGACAAAUUGAAACUCUAAGAUUUGAAAAGAUGCAUUUAGAGAAACUUCAAUCUCUCUCUUUGAAUCAUGAUCAAGAAAGUAUCAAAUUGUUAAAUGAUCGAGUGAAUCAUUACAAAUCAGAUAUGGAAACGAAACAAAUUGAAAUUCAAGAAUUAGAAAAGAAAGUCUAUGAAUUACAAUUGAAAUGUAACAAAUUAGAACAUUCUCAUCAAGAAAUGAUUGAAAGUAUAAAUGCUGAACACUCCAUCCAAAUGAAGAAUUUAGAAAACAAGUUCAAUGAAUUGCAAAUAGACAGAGAUUCUAUUCAAAACAAGUACAAUCAAUUAGAUGCAUUACAUCAGGACACUAUCACUCAAUUGAAUUAUACUCUCACUAAAUUACAACAUUCUGAGAGAACCACAAGUCUUUUACAAUCUGAAAAGAAUGAUGCACUUGAAAGAUACAAAAAUUUGGAACAAGUGAUUACAAGAGAUGUUUGUGAUCAAUGGAUUGGCAUGUUGAACAAUUAUUCCAGCAACAACAACAUUUCAACUAUACACAACAGCUUGGAAUUGACCAAAUUGGUGGAAUGGAAUCGUGCAACGAGUACUACUACUACUUCUACUACUUUGAAUCAUUCCAUUCAAUCCAGAAUAGACACUCUUCACUCUACCAUUCAAAACACAUUGAAGAGAUUUAAUCAAUUGCAAGAAAUGAAUCAAACUCUCACAUUGAAACUCGGUCAACAGUCUGAAAUGCUUCAAAGAAAUGAAAUGAAAAUCAAUGAAUUGUUAUCAGAAAAUUCAAACAUGAAGAAAUCAAUGAAACAAUUUGAAGAGACCAAUCAUGAACUAGAGUUACAAUUGUCCAAAGAGCACUCCAAUCAACAUGAUUUACAAUUGAACAUCCAAACAUUGAAAGAAGAACUCACUCGCUCCAAAGAUGAAUUACAAUCUCUGCAAAAUCAGAACAAACAAUUACAAGCAUUGAAAAAUGAUCCAAAGAUACUCUCUCAACAAACCAAGAUCCAACAAUUAGAAGAAGAGAAUUACUCUAUGAAUGUACUAGUCACAGAAUUGAAACAAAAGAAUUUGAAAUUACAACAAUCUCAACAAGAAUGGAUGGAACAAGUAUCGAAAUAUCAACAAGAAAUCAAUACUCUUCAAAGACAUGUAUCUCUUCAACAAGAUAUCAAACAAAUGACACAAUUAGAAGAAGAGAAACAACAAGUCAUACAAUUAGAAGAGAAACACAAACAACAAGUCAUACAAUUAGAAGAUAAAAUAUCAGAAUUGAAUGAUGAAAUAUCAGAACAAACAGAUGAAUUACAUCAUGCUGCUCUUGAGGUUAUUAAUUUACAAAAGAUUAAUGAUUUCCUUUCUAAUGAAUUGAAACAUGUUCAAUCAUUGAAUAGACAAUUGAAAGAUGAAUAUUCCAAUUCAAUGACAACAGAAUUGAAAAAUCUUAAAGAUUUGAUUGAAUCCACUAGAAUUGAUUUAAUAGGAGUCAAAGAUAUUAAUGACAAGUACACCAAGUAUUACAAUCAAUCAGAAACGAUCAAACAAGAAUAUGAGAAAUAUUUAAAACAAUAUUCAGAAGUUGUUUAUCGAAAUCAAGAAUUAGAAAAGAUUUUGAAUCGAGUUCAAUUAUUCCUUUCUGAAAAAGAAUCAAUCAACAAUAACGCAUCCUCUUCCUCCUCUCAGAAACAACAACACACAGAACAAGUUGCUCAAUGGAUUCAAGAGUUAAGGAAUGUCAUGUUGUUAGGAGGACCUACUGAUCACCUUACUACUGCGACUGUGAAAAGAAUCAUUCCUUUCACUCAUCAGCAACAGACCAUGAAAGAAAAGAGAAGAACUCUGGCAUUUGAACCUGGAUCUAUAUCUUUUGAUUCUAUGAGUUUAAUGAAUGAUGAUCCUUCUAUGAGAUAUCUAAGAAGUGAUAAUGAUUCUUCAUCAUUGCUGGGAAUUGAUGACAACAAUAAUGACAACGAUGGAAUGGAUCAAUGGAAAUCUUUGAACCAGAACAACAACAACAACAACAAAUUAUUCAAUCAUCGAUCCAUGACCAUCUCUUCAUCCUCAUCACCAUUACUGAAUUCAUCUUCUCCAUCAUCUCCACAACAACCACAACAACAACAACAACAACGUGAUUAUUCAAGACAAAAGAGUUUACCACCUUCUGCCAUACUCCAAAUUGCUCCACAUUUACAAUCUUUAAUGAGUAGUAGUCAUGGCAAUAGUAAUCGAUCGAGUCGAAGUAACAGUAAUGCAAGUAGUAGUGGUGGUGGUGGCAACAAUCAUGUAUUGCCAACAACCAUUGGUAGUCCUUCUAUUUUAAAGACUCGUCCUCAUUCUGUUACCUUUGAUACCCACAAUCUGAUCAUGGGUGGUGGUAAUAAUAAUUCCUACUCUUCACCCUCAUCAGGUAGAAAUACACCAACCCAUCCUCACAACAUGACUAAUAGUCCUGGUAGAGGUGGUAGUAGCACGAGUGGUGGUCAAAGUGGUGGUGGUGGUGGUGGUGUGAAUAGUAGUAGUAGUAGUAGUAGUGAAUUCAUCAUCAACCAUACAACAUCAUCUCAGACUUUGGAUCAUCCCUUAUUCAAAGUCAAGAGUUCACCCAAUCUUCAACACUUUGACAGCAGCACAAUCGAUGACAACAAUGCUGAUGACAAUGUGAGUACUCACAACAUGACUAAUAGUCCUGGUAGAGGUGGUAGUAGCACGAGUGGUGGUCAAAGUGGUGGUCUGAUGCAAAUGACCUCCUUCAACAACAACAACAACCUGAAUUCAAGCAACUCCUCAUCAUCGAUCAGUACGAGUGGUGGUGGUGGUACGAGUGGUGGUCUCAGAAGAUUACAGCCACCACCCAUUCCACCACCAAGAAGACUCCAAUAA
Molecule: messenger RNA, 5556 nt
Organism: Naegleria fowleri
Lineage: Eukaryota; Heterolobosea; Eutetramitea; Acrasida; Naegleriidae
Exons: 3
Coding region: 1-5556 (1851 amino acids)
Source: RefSeq, a predicted model, not a curated record